AUGAGUAUACUCAGAGAUUCAGCAGUAUUGAUGGUCGCCAUGGCUUCCAGCAUCGAAAUGGCGUAUAAAAAAAAUUCAGAUUUCUUUUUAACACUUAUCCUACACAGUGACGGUGUUCCACUUUAUAAAUCAAAAAUAUGUAGUGCGUGGCCCAUCUUAGGUGCGGUGGUUGAUUUGCCACCGUACGCAAGAACCAAAGCGGAUAAUAUUCUUCUUCUUGGCCUCUGGAUAAGCCGAAAGAAGCCGAAUUUUCAUGUUAUUUUAGAAAAAUUGUCAAAAAUUCUAUUAAAAUUAAAAAACGUUGGUUUACAGAUGCCAAAAUCAAAUAAUAUUAAAAUAUUUUUUCCACUUCUUGUCGGUGAUAUGCCUGCUUUGUCUGACAUGGUUGAAUUCGUUGAUCAUACAGCGUAUUACGCCUGCAUGUUUUGUGAUACAAAAGGAGUUUAUUGUCAUAAUGGACAUUGUGCCAUUUAUCCAAAUGAUUCACAAAGUGAACUUCGAACAGAAAAAUCAUUUGAUCGAUGCGCCCUUCUUGCAGCUAGUAAUUCGCGAAAACGAGAUGAAACAGCUGGAGUAAAAGGAUUCUCAGCAUUUCGACACAUUCUUGAUGUGCCGUUGCCUCAUUCUUUGUGUAUCGAUGGAAUGCACACAGUAUUCUUAUGUCAUGGGAGAAAACUUCUUGUUUUGUAUCAGGCAAUCUUAUCUAAAGUUAACGUACAAUAUAUUACGGAAAAGCUUCGAUCCCUUCGUUACAUACUUGACAUACAGGGGAGGCCAAGAGGGUUUUCAAGUGUACACAAGUGGAAAGCAAGUGAAGUUCGGGUAUUUAUUCUAUUUAUUGGCCUGCCGGUGUUAUGCCAUGCAUUACCAGAAGACUUAUUCGGAGACUUUGCCAUGUAUGUUGUUAUCCAACGAUUGCUUCAUGAUCAAUGGCGAAAUAGUCCUCCUGAUUCACCGCGUUCUUUAGGACAUUUCGUUAUUGAUGAUACGAAUAGUCCUCCUGAUUCACCGCGUUCUUUAGGACAUUUCGUUAUUGAUGAUACGAAGCAAUUAUACGACAUGAACAUAUUAACAGAUUCAGUUUUAUGUACACAGUUAAGAACUGUUCUUCUAGAUAAAAGACAAUCGUGUUGA
Messenger RNA from Didymodactylos carnosus, 1134 nucleotides. The record is from the annotation of a GenBank genome assembly. NCBI's taxonomy places the organism in Eukaryota, Metazoa, Rotifera, Eurotatoria, Philodinida, Philodinidae.